Messenger RNA from Aureococcus anophagefferens, 1524 nucleotides. RefSeq lists its product as hypothetical. The record is from RefSeq and is a predicted model, not a curated record. Gene Ontology annotation, cellular component: membrane. Bases 1 to 1524 code for a protein of 507 amino acids. The transcript has a single exon. Gene Ontology annotation, biological process: transmembrane transport. Gene Ontology annotation, molecular function: transmembrane transporter activity. NCBI's taxonomy places the organism in Eukaryota, Pelagophyceae, Pelagomonadales, Pelagomonadaceae.
AUGGACGAGACGUCGAAGCUCGUGCCCCCGCCCCCGGCGGCGCUGGACCGGAGCGUGUCCGUCGCCGAGUCCUACCAGGCGUCGCUCGAGGGCGGCGCGGCGCGGCGCGAGGCGCUGCGCGGCGCCCGCGCGAGCGUCUACAUGUACCAGUUCUGGGGGUCCGCGGGCUGGGGCAUCUGGAACAUUUGUUACACGUACUACCUGCAGGACGUCGGCGGCUACAGCAGCGGCGUCGCCGCGAACUACGCGACGGGCGAGUGGAUCGCGUACGCCUUGUGCCAGUUUUUGACGACGCCCGUCUGGGGCGCCAUGUCGGACAGGGCGGGCCGGCGGCAGCUGCUCCUCAUGGGCGCCGUCGGCGGCUCGGCGUGCAUGGUCACCUACGCGUACCCCGUGGGCUGGUGGUGGGUCGCCGUCGGCGGGCUCCAGGGCUCGAUCGACUGCACGUGGGCCGUGUGCAACGCGAUCGUCGUCGAUUGCGUCACCUACGGCGCGCCGCCGGGGUCGCCGGACGACUGGGGGGUCGCGCGGGCCUUCCGGUACUUGGUGAUGCCCGCGCGGUCCGCGGCGUCGCUCGACGACGACGUGCGGCAGGAGUUGGCCGCGGCGAUGACGAUGCUCUGGUGCGUCGGCGGCGCGGGGUCGCUCUUCGGCUACGGGCUGGGCUACGUCGUCUGGACGCUGCUGCCGAACUGGCUCGCGAUGAUGAGCUGCGGGCUCGCGGUGUGGCCGGCGAUCGCCUACGCGUAUUUCUACCUCGUCGAGACGAAGCCGGAGACGUCCGACGGCGCGUCGCUCGACACGCUCGAGGACGCGUGGCGGUGCGCGCGCGAGGGCGUCAAGAUCCAGGCGCGCGCCGUGCCCAUGCUGCUCCGCGACCGGCGGAGCGCGCUGCUCACGGCCGCGUACUUCAUGAUCUAUUUGGUGCUCACGGGCAUCUUCGACCUCUGCCUCUUCUGGGGCGAGCGCAAGUUCGACUGGGACGUGGGCAUCACGACGGGCUACCUCAUGAUCGUCACGGUCGCGCCGGCCGUCGGCGCGUUCCUGGGCACGCGCGUGCUCUUCCCGUCGCGGCUGAAGUACGCCAAGUCCAUCGCGCUCCUGCUCGCGGCGUCGGCCGCGGGCUCGGUGCUCGAGGGCCUCGUGCCGGAUUCGACGGCGGCCGUGGCCAUCGUGCCGCUGGCGUCCUUCGGCUGGGGCGUCUACCCGUCCAUCACGGCGCUGCUCACGCCCGACGAGGCCCACGCGAACCAGGGCCACCUGCAGGGCGCGCUCUUCGCGAUCACGACGCUCGGCUCCGUCGUCGCGCUCGGCCUCUACCUCCUCGUCUACGACCUCACGCUGCCGAGCGCCGACUCGGGCACCUACAGGGCGCGCCACGACUACGAGUUCGGCGCCAUCUGGCUCCUCUCGGGCUUCCUCCUCGCGGCCGCGGCGGCCUGCGCGCUCGAGGCCGGCGACGCGGCGCCCGCGGCGGCGCGCGCGGCCCCGGCCAAGGGCGACGAGGACACGAAGGAGGGGUAG